This is a messenger RNA of Cryphonectria parasitica EP155, 351 nucleotides long. RefSeq lists its product as uncharacterized. The transcript has 3 exons. Lineage: Eukaryota; Fungi; Ascomycota; Sordariomycetes; Diaporthales; Cryphonectriaceae. Gene Ontology annotation, molecular function: DNA-binding transcription factor activity; RNA polymerase II cis-regulatory region sequence-specific DNA binding. The annotation marks the transcript as partial. Gene Ontology annotation, biological process: regulation of transcription by RNA polymerase II. The record is from RefSeq and is a predicted model, not a curated record.
AAGAAGUUUCAAUGUGACGUUUGCCCGCAGCGAUUCCAACAAAAGGCACAACUCAAGACGCACCAGCGAUCUCACACAGGUGAGAAACCACAUAAAUGCGACGAAUGUGGCAUGCGAGUCUCUCAGCCAGGCAACCUCAAGGCACACAAAAGAAAGCAUACGAAAGAGAAGCCGUACGGUUGUCCUACCUGCAACCUCAAAUUCUCCUCAAAUGGAGGCUUGAAGGUGCACAUCAGAAACAAGCACGAAUACGCACCCAAACAGCCCUGCCCAAUGGAAGACUGCAGGAAGGAGUUCAGCACUAUUGGCAACAUGAAGGUGAGCUAUGUGCUUCCACUAUAUCUCUUUUGA